GAGGGAGAGGAAGAGAGAGAGAAUGAAGCACCGCUGGUUCUCACUGCUGUUCCUGCUAUCUCCGUUCUCCUCCACACAGCGACCGGGGAGCUGCGGAAUAGGCGUGUGUUUCUCUCUCUGUUACUCCACCGAAGAUCACACUGAGUGAAAACGUCGCGAAGAAACCUCGACUUCAAGAGCGACUGAGAGUUAUUUAGCCGGCCGAUUCUACCUGAUGGCAUGGAGCACCAUUUCCUGAUGAGACUGUGGUGAUACCGGUGCAGCCCUGUCACGCCCACAGCGCCCCCUUUCGGCCCGGACGGCCCACCACGCCCCGGCGCCUGUGAAAGGGUACCAUGUCAGCCGUAGCAUGUCCCAGCAUUCCUCCGGUGGUGGCGGAGGAGGCCCCUGCCACUGCUCACCUGAUGACUGUGACGGCCUGGGCAGAGACUACUACCAGGGUCACAGCGAUGGCCACUAUUACCCUCCAGGGGGUCCGGCUGAGGCCCUGGCGCUGGAGAGGCACCAUUCCCACUCCCACUCCCAUAGUCACUCUGGAGGGGGAACCUUUCCCCGCUCCCACCCGAGCCAGCACCCACCUCUCCAGUCGUUUGACUCUUGUGAAGAGUGCCUGUCGUCAGGCCACGGAGGGAAGAUGCACCGCAUUCCCCCGAACUUGAUGGACCAGUUUGAGAAGCAGGUGCCCUUUCAUCCUGAUGGCUUCCACACGCUGCAGUACCAGCGCACCGCUAGUGGGGGUGCUGAGCCGCGCAGUGAGAGCCCCUCACGUAUCCGCCACCUGGUCAACUCAGUGCAGCGCCUCUUUGCCAAGUCCCAUUCCCUAGAGGCACCGACCAAACGGGAGUACAACGGCACAAGAGGAGGCGGGGACUACCGUGGCGAGAGAGGAGGAGGCCACAGGAGCGGAGGGGAGGAUGGAGGAGGCCACUAUACAGGUCACCAGCCCCGUUCUACCAGGAGGUCCAAAUCUCGAGAGCGUAGCAAGAGUGGAGACUCGCGGCACGAGUCGGGCAGGCGCCACCGCAGCAGGACAGCAGGCUGGUGGAGCUCUGACGACAACCUGGACAGCGACAGCAGCUUCCUAGUCAGCGGGGGUAGACGGGGAUAUCCUAGCGGCCAUGAGAGUCUGGACGCAGCCAUCCAGGAGCUCACCAUGAAGAGGCCCAAGGAGCGUGGUGGUGGUGGUGGUGGGGGGGGGCCGGGACCUGGGGAGUGCAUGGCCUGUACCACAAUGGCUCUGGCCGGUAGUGAAGGAGGGGGACACCACGGACACCACGGCCACUCCCUGAAAAGGAGCACCUGGUCAGCCAUGACAGUGAGUCAGGCCAGGGAGGUGUACCCUUCCGCCAGGGGAGGAAGCUACGAGAAGGCUCUUGUGCCCAUGGAGAGUAAGCUGAAGGAGAGGACCUUUCACUACCUGCAGGUCCCUUCAGAAGACUGGGGUGGUGGAUAUGGCAGUGGUGGUGCAACAGACAGCGGAGGGGAGAUUCCAUGCCGUCGCAUGCGGAGCGGCAGCUACAUCAAGGCCAUGGGCGACGACGACAGUGCCGACUCUGACACCAGCCCAAAAGCCUCACCCAAGUCCACCCUCAUCGCCCAGAGGGAUGCCUUCAGACGAUCGAUCAGCAUGGAUCAAAGGUACUCAUGUAAGCAGUGUACAGACUCCUACCCCAACAGCCGAACUACACCCAAAACCCACACCCGUGCUCGUAGUUACACCCGCUCUCUGACCAGCUCGCAGCUGGGAGACACACUGAACCGCCAGUUCGAGGCGGUGUGUGAGACCAUGUUCGGGGAGGUGGAGUCUCAAGCCGUCGAGGCUCUGGACCUUCCAGGUGUGUUCCGCACUCGCAGCCACAGCUACGUCCGUGCCAUCCAGGCCGGCUGCUCCCAGGAUGACGACUGCCUCUCUGUCUUCUCCAUGUCGGGCCCCCAGGGAAGCAUCAAGGGCGGGGCCGUCUUUCCUUAUCGUAAAGGUGCUCCUCCCCCACUCCCACCUCGCAUGUCCAAGUCUUCACUCUCUGUGCGAGCGCAGAGCAGCACCGAGUCCACCCAGGAUGCCUACUUCCAGAGCAGCGGACAGUUGGCUUCAAGCUCAGGCCCCGGGCGCCCCAAGCAGCACAGCAACUCCGUGGACCUGGGCAGCUCCGACGGCCCCUCGGGUCGCUCCUCCAGAGGAGGCUACUACACCGCCACAGGCCCUGGACGUUCUCGACAGCACAGUAACUCGGCAGAAAGCCUAGAUGGGGUCAGGGGUUCGCGGGAGCUGGUGCCCUAUGGAGGGGGUCCAGGAGUUGGAGUGAGAGCCAAACACAGCAGCUCGGCUGACAGUCUGCUGGAGGGGCCACCGAGGCCAGCCAGGGAGAGGGACAGCAGGGUCGGGGGCAGCCUGGGGAAGUCAGUGUCUCUGCCUCAGAACAGCAUAGUGCUGAGUAAAGCUGCGGGUCAGGACGAGGGACGCGGUGGGAGAAAAUGGAGGCCAUCCAUAGCUGUGCAGGUGGACAGUUCAGAGACUCUGUCAGAUUCAGACGCAGAAGGCAAAGCUCUUACGGAGGUCCACUCUAUAGGAGUCCAAGUGGAAGAUGACAAAAGGCGGGCUCGUUUCAAGCGCUCUAACAGCGUGACGGCGAGUGUGCAGGCCGACCUGGACCCCGAGGGCUUCCCCGGGCUCAGCAUCGCCGUACCAACGCAGGACAAGAGUCUCCAGUUUGGCUGUUCCUUCCAAAGGCAUUCGUCAGAGCCGGAGUCAGCUAGUCAGUACACAGAGUGUCAUCGCACCGUCCACACACAGGGACAGUGGGCCUACAGAGAGGAUUUCAUCCAGAGUGGUUAUACCACUGAGACCUGCGCAGCGGACCCACGGCCCCACCAGCACCCACACUUGCCUCCACGUUCUCACUCCCCUCUGCCAAUCAGCUCUGAGAGGGCCUGGGCAGGGACGCCAUCCCUGGAGGGGCCCCGCAGCCUGCCCGACUCAGGCCGAGCCUCACCCUGCAUGAGAGACGGGGAGUUCUUCCUGCGCCUCCUGCAGACAGAGGUGGAGAGGAUGGAGGGUUGGUGUCAGAACAUGGAGAGGGAGGCGGAGGAGAACGAACUGCCAGAGGAGAUUCUUGAGCUGAUACGAAAUGCAGUUGGCAGUGCCCAGAUGCUCAUGUCUCAGAAAGUCCAGCAGUUCUUCCGCCUCUGCCAACAGAGUGUGGACCCAUCAGCAUACCCCCAGCCAACCUCUCAGGACCUGGCAAGCUUCUGGGACCUGCUCCAGCUCAACAUAGAGGACGUCAGGGUCAAAUUUCAGGACCUCCAGAGGCUCAAGGACUCUGGUUGGAGGCUCCCACCUGAAAAGAAGGAGGAUAAGAAGCUUCCUCCUCCCUUACCAAAGAAGCCAGCAGGCGGGGUGAGUGGCAGCCUCCGGGCCGAUAGCGUCGGGGAUGGGGGAGCCGGAGGUGGAGGAGGUGGGCCAGGGGGCCUGGUUGUGCCUCGGAUUGGUGGACAUACCCUACCCAUCAGGGAGAAGUCCCUGGACCUUGGGGACCGUCAGAGGACAGAAGCGAGGAGGAGGCUGCUGCAGACGAAGCGUACUGCCUCCUUCAGGCAGAACUCGGCCACAGAAAGUGCGGACAGCAUCGAGAUCUACAUCCCCGAAGCCCAGACUCGACUCUGAACACAAGACUGAGGUGUGUCCCACAACACCUCCUCACUCACCCCUGCGAAUCUGAUCUGAAUCUCAGGCUUUCUCUGAGCCUAGUUUUGGAUCCUCUGCGGGUCAUCGCCGUUUAUCCACUUCCCUCCCCUUCAGCAUUUCCAUCACUUCACUUACUGCAAAUUCACUUCUCUUGCUCAUUAAACAAGCAAUGACAGCCAUUUUAGUGUCUUGAAAUUUGGACGUUUUACUGACACAGAGGCCUAGACCUGAAAUGGUAGCUAGCAGAUAUGACUUUUUUAAGAAUUCUCUGAAUUUCUUUUUGGCUGACAAACAAGAAACAGUCCACUUUUAUAACAGUUGUCAGCGGAGGUUCACGCAGUAGUAGCAUGCUUGUGCGUGUUCACCUAGCACUUCUCCAUCACUGAAAAUAAAGGGCUUAACAGGCACAAAACCUCUUUGGAGAUGAGGAGAUGACAGAAUCUCCCUAUGGAUUCCACUGUUGCCAUCUCCUGAAUGCCAUUUGCAACAGAAUCAACUACGAUAUAUCCGCACUCUUAACUGAUGCUACUAGUAUGGAUGAAUAAACAUGGAUUCAUUUCUCACCAUCAGUUUAAAUGCCCUUAAAGUCAGAUGCUUGGCAAUCCCCAAAGAACAUCCUCGAGGCAUAGUCAGUCAACUACAGCUGGCACUUUUCACCCAGGUGCCAUCUGUCCACCCAGGCACCAAGUCAAAGAAUAUUCCCCACUUCCCUGCAUAUCCAUCGACUACCCUCAGCAUUCAGCAGUGAGGCUGUUUGAAUGUGCAAGUGCUAUUUGUACAUAGAGUGCACACUUGUGUUUGCCAAAAGGAGUUUUUUUUUUUUGCGGUGUAGCAUCACAGCCUUGACAGCUAGAGAGCAUCACAAACAAAAAAACACAGAGCCGUUUUGCUUUUUAUGUAGUCUCUCUGAAGUUUCAAGUGUUCAGGGGUGGGGUUGCUGGGAAUUUUUAGGGGAAUAUAUUUUGGUGGCUUUUCAAGACUUUACUGAGAAGGCCCCCAUUUCACUGUGAGACUAUAGCACCACCAAGUGGUCAAAUGAGGACCCAAACCAACAACAGUGGUCUGUAGAGAGUUCUUUCCACCUCAGUCAGGAAUUAACAGAUGCCCUGAUGAAACAGCCAUGAAAGGAGAUAAGUUUCUUUAUUACCUUAUUAGUUCUUUCUCUUGUUUUCUCUUGAAUACUGAGAGUGGACUUUGCCCUGGUGUGUUUGCAUAAUUGCAAAGAUAAAGCGGUGGAUCAAUAAAGCGAAAGGGAGGAGAGCUGCCAAAGUCUUCAGCAGAAUCCACUCGCCUAACUUGAAGUACAAUCCCCUCAAUUUCACACACCGCUGAUGAAAGGAGAAAAGUAGUUUCUCCGAAGGCAAAGAAAACAAAAGGAGUCGUGUUUAAUGUAGCUCCCUCCAAA
Molecule: messenger RNA, 5087 nt
Organism: Epinephelus fuscoguttatus (brown-marbled grouper)
Lineage: Eukaryota; Metazoa; Chordata; Actinopteri; Perciformes; Serranidae
Gene: dlgap3
Product: discs, large (Drosophila) homolog-associated protein 3
Exons: 13
Coding region: 350-3661 (1103 amino acids)
Biological process (GO): signaling
Cellular component (GO): postsynaptic specialization; glutamatergic synapse
Molecular function (GO): molecular adaptor activity
Source: RefSeq, a predicted model, not a curated record